This is a messenger RNA of Triticum dicoccoides, 1064 nucleotides long. RefSeq names its product transmembrane protein 230-like. Lineage: Eukaryota; Viridiplantae; Streptophyta; Magnoliopsida; Poales; Poaceae. Gene Ontology annotation, cellular component: endomembrane system. The record is from RefSeq and is a predicted model, not a curated record. The transcript is spliced from 3 exons. The coding region runs from base 373 to 711 and encodes 112 amino acids.
UUGGACGCGGUGAGCGUCGAGGAGCUCUCACCUCAAGUCAUAUACUCGCCCUAAAAAAAGAGCCAUACUCACCGACCAGAGAUCGCCGGUCAUCUCCCCACUUCGCCGGCCACCACCCCCGCUCGAUCCCUUUCCCAGCCAACGCAUCCACUGCUCCUCCAGCCGGGCAUAGCGAAGGCGGCCGCUCGCGCGCGACGGCGGAUGCCGGCCACCUCCCCUAACCCUUAACCUCGCCAGUCCCCACUUCGCCGGCCACCGUCCCCCGCACGAGCUCGGCGGUGCACGCCCGCCUCCUCUCCGCUUCUCUGCGGACGUCGCUCGCCGUCUCUGUUGCCUGCCGAUCUCACUUCACCAUCGACAACAGGCCCGCGCAUGGCGGCCAGACGCAACAUUCCUUAUUCUGUUCUUCCUACGGAGGACAGGGAUGAGGACAAUAUUGACCGUCGGUUCACAUACACCCCAAAAUCCUUGAGGAGGAUCCUAUCGAAGUCGAUUGCCCUAGCAUUAUUCCUCCUCUUCCUGGGAAGCUCUCUUCUGUUCCUUUCGUAUUUUAUAUUCACAGGUCACAUGGAGGGUGAUAGCACUCAGGUGUAUGGUCUAUUGUUCCUGGGUAUCCUUGCCUUUCUUCCUGGAUUUUAUGAGACCCGAGUUGCAUACUAUUCAUGGAGAGGAGCACCAGGGUACACCUUUGCGUCCAUUCCAGAUUAUUAGCCUUUGAUUUUAACUCAUCGACUGGGCAGUAAAGAUAUUGAACAGCAAGAACAAAAAUAUGAAACUUGGUCUCAAAUGGAAUGAGCACGUGUUGUUAUGUUAGUACUACAAAUAGUUGACAUGUAGGCGAAGCCACCUUCUGUUGACUCUAUUGCUCUCUUGUGCUUUGCUUGCUUGUUCAUUGCUACGUAGAUUGGUGUUUUGGAGUUACUUAGAUAUGAUUUUAGUAUGUUAUAAUCUAGAAAUAUAUUCUUAGGGCUUUGUUCUAUUUUGCUUGCUGAAGAUACUAGUAUGUAUAUUACCCCAUACUUUAUCCGUGGUUUCUGUCAAUUGCAUUAUUGUUUUUGUGCUUU